Tetrahymena thermophila SB210 is the source of this 2223-nucleotide messenger RNA. Its product is annotated as transmembrane protein, putative. The transcript has a single exon. Gene Ontology annotation, cellular component: nucleus. Lineage: Eukaryota; Ciliophora; Oligohymenophorea; Hymenostomatida; Tetrahymenidae. Gene Ontology annotation, biological process: reciprocal meiotic recombination. Gene Ontology annotation, molecular function: double-stranded DNA binding. The record is from RefSeq and is a predicted model, not a curated record.
AUGCUAUCAUUUUUGGAUAUCUUUGGGAUACCUAUUUAGAUGAGGCUCUCGAAAAAUUAAAAGCAUAAAACAGCUUUUGGAAGCUUAAUUACUGUAAUUAUAGUUAGUGUCGUGAGCGUUUACUCAUUUUACAUUCUUAAUUAGUGCUUUUAAUAUUCAAACCCAAAUAUUGUAAGUUAAGAUUAUAUAGUUUAGCAACCUGAUGAAGUAGUCUUUGAUUAAUAGCAAUAUACUAUAGCAAUGGGAAUUUAGGAUUAGAACUUAGUUCACUUUUUAGAUGAGUCUAUUUAUUAUUUAGAAGUUUAAAUUUUGGAAACUACCAAAAUUUAUAACAAAACAACCAAUUUAUAUGAUCAAAUAACAGUAGCUGAAUCAAUAAAAAUGGAACCUUGUACAUUAGACCACUUCCAAGUAAAUCAAACUAUAGAUUACUUCAGCUCACUAAAGUUUAAUAAUAUCUAUUGCUUCCCAUUAAAUUAAAAAAUAAAUUUAGCAGGUCAGUUUGGGGCUAUGCAAUAUAAAAGGCUUUAUAUUUAAGUUAAAAGUUGUGAAAUUAAUUGCCAAAACUAAACUGUAAUUCAAUAAAAAUUAAGUGAUGUAGCCUUUUAGCUAUAUUAUGUCAAUUAUAUUAUAUCCCCUAAUGAUUUAAAUAACCCAUUUAAGCCAAUAGGAUAAAAUACAUUCUGGUAAUCUGGUUAUUCUUUGUUCAAAAACAUUAAUGUUUAUUUUAGGAAAAAUACAAUAAGGACAGAUUAUGGUCUGAUUAGCUAAGAGUUCUAGGAUGAUUAUCGCAUGAUUUACAGUAAUGAUAGAGAAACUUUAAUAACAAAAACAGAUAACAAGCUGUAUGAAAUAUAUAUAGGUCUAGAGAAAAAUAAGUAAUCAGAAUACAUAAGAACUUACCUAAAAUUAUUUAGUGCUAUUUCUUAAAUCGGUGGUGUCUAUAAUGUAUUUUUCCUUCUAGGUGCAUUAAUUUGUUUUCCAAUUUAAAGAAUAUCACUAUAUUACAAGCUGCUGAAUAGCUUAUUCGAUUUUAAAGAAAAUAGAGAAGAAAUAAGAUUCUAAUUUUUAUCAAAUAGAGACAGCAUUUCAGGUGAGAGCAAAGCUUUACACUAGAAACUUAUUUCUCCAAGCUCUUAAAACACAAAAUCAAUUAAUUUAGAAAAAGAAAUUUUCGAAAAAGAUUAUGCUAUAUAAAAUUCGAUAUAAACUUCCACUAAUAAAAAAUCAAAAAUAAACAUUCCAUAUGUAAGUAAAAAUGGAAUAAAACAUAAAAUGUAACUUGAAAGUGCUGAAAUCACUAUUUAACAACCUCCCCACUCUUAUCUAUUAAAUACUUUAAGUGUUGAAGAUUUUUAGGAAAAAAAUUUAAGAUAAAAAUAACAUUAGCAAUAAUUAUAAUAAUCGAUAAAAGAAAAUUAAUAAAGACUAAAUGAUUCUUUAUCUAUCAAAUAUUAUAUAGAACGAAUUUUUGAUUAUUUAUUUUAAUCAUCUCCAAAAAUUUCAUUUAAUAUUUUUAAAAUGGUGAAGUCUUAAAUUCAAAAAUCUAUGAAUUUAGAAAAACCUUACUCUAAAAUGAUAAACUCAAGUAUAGACAGACUACAAGAAUAGCUUGAUUUAAGCUAUAUCUUAAAAAAAAUUUAAGAUAUAGAAAAGCUAAAAUAUUUAUUACUGAAUCAAAAUCAAAUUAAGCUUUUUGAUAGCAUUUCUAAACAGGCUUUCUAUCUCUCAGACUUUAAUAAUAAAAGCAAUAAUGAACCAGGUUAAAAUAAUAAUAACGACAAGGGAAUUACAAGAUGUGAGUCUUUAAACUAAUAAGAAUAAAAUUAAUUUAACCAGUAAUUUUUCUUACAAGAUAAGCCAAAGAAUGAAAACUAAAUUGGAAGAUAGGCUUAAGAUGCUUUUAAAUAAAUUUAUCAAAAUGGCUAAUCUAUUUCUAUAAUUGAUAAAAAGCUUUUAUAAUUGUUAACCUCUGGAAUAACUAACUUUGAUAAAGAGGGAGACAUAAAUCAAUCUAUUAAAAACAAUUAUAACACCCAUUAAACUUUUUUAUUAGAUCCUUAAAUUAUUGAUACUAAUUUAGAAAUAUAAAGAUAAAAUAAUAAUUUAAAUAAUGAGGUUAAAUUUAGUCAAGUUAUGUUUUUAAAAUAAUAAACAUCAUCUGAAAAAGAUGUUUAAAUUAUUUAGCUGAGUAGUCCUCCCUAAAGCUAUAAAAUUCAUUGA